This is a messenger RNA of Neolamprologus brichardi, 1980 nucleotides long. NCBI's taxonomy places the organism in Eukaryota, Metazoa, Chordata, Actinopteri, Cichliformes, Cichlidae. The record is from RefSeq and is a predicted model, not a curated record.
CUGUUUUUUUUUUGUUGUUGUUGUUGUUGUUUGGUUUUUUUUGGAAAUCUCAAUACCAUGACCAUGAGCACUUUCUUAUUUUGGAGUCACUGUUGCUUUCAUGUUCCACAUCUUGUCUAGUUCUCUCUCAGCCCUUGGUAUUUCUCUAGCUUCUUGUGUUCCUUCUUCCUGAUGUUGCUAUCUCUGGUCUGGCUACAUAUAUCAUUACGGCCUGUAGAGGUUGUUCCUAUGCUGCCAUGAUUGGCGUGUCUGUGCUGUCUUUCAGUUCAGCUUUCUCCUGCCAUUCGUAGGAUUUCUCGAAUGGUGAUGCAAUGCAGGGGCCGGUCCACCCAUGAUGGUUCCACUUCCUGUUCCUUAUUUUUCAGGUUUCUGCUGUUUGAGGUAUUCACUAAACGCAUGAUCAGUUGUGGCCAUCUUCCAGAAACACUCACAGAUCUUUGUUGUUUCAUCCUGGAUAAUGGUUCUGACACUCACUAUUGACGUCAGUGGCCAGCAGUGAGGACAGAGAAUAGUCUUGGUAAAUCUCGCACUUGAUGGCAACUUGUACUGUGGUUUAAAGUUGGUCUACAGUGUUGUUCGAAGUGUAAAAGUGGACGACGGGUCGAUUAGAACUUCCUGUUUAUACACAAAGCGAUCGAGAAGAUUUUUUGAAGGUACGUGUCUAAUAUACAAAAAGCCCCGUCUGGCCUUUAUACAUUUUUGUGUGUAUUUUAAGGCACCGCCAGCGAUUAACUGUAAAAAUAGUUGUCCUGGGUUAAAUUUUCGAUUUUGAGCUUUCAAAUUUCCUUGUACGAACUUCCUGCUUUAGGUUCGGUUGUCAUCGAAAAAUGCUUACUAGAAGCUGCCUGAUUUUCCCAAUUAUAUUCUUCACCGGGAAAUCAUUAGCAUGUCAUCAGAUAAACGCUUCUUGUGCCGACAUUAAAACCCUCGAUGGAUUCACGUUCAAACAUGGAUCACUUCCCGAGGGAAGUAAGAUUUAUGUCUACGACAACGGGACAAAUAUUGGCCAUGUUAAACUGCAGAAUCCACCCUCCAUUGGGUUGUCACCUGAAGUUGUGCACAUGGACAACAACUCAGUGACGACAGUGAAGUGCAGAGACAUCACAAUUCAAAGCAUAGUUCCUGAUGGAUUGAGGAAGGGAAAGCCUUUUGUCAAAGAACACUGCACCUAUUUCAAAAUUAUUGCUGAUGUCACAGCUCCAAUUAAGACCGAUCCCAACGAGUCACAGGCGUUGCCGACCCUCAUCUUUUACAUUUUGCCAGCCAUUCUAGGGAUAAUCAUAAUCAUAAUCAUAAUUGGGAUUGGUCUUCUUCUCCGCAACUGGAAAGCACAUCUGGAGCAGCAGCACAGUGAAGCCAGUGUUUCUGGGUUUAUAAUGUACCUACUGACUUGUCUCCAAAAGACAGGAGAGGGACAAGAAACUAGACCUUCCCCUGGACAGCGUAUAGAUAAUGAGCAAGGCAUUGCACUUGAAUGUGUAGUUGUUCAAAGCACUGAGGCUGAUGUCAAUACUCUUCAAUCCCCCAGCGUGGACCGCAACUUGAGCACAGAGAGAAUUCAGCUAACUAAAAAUGGAGACAUCAGUAUCCACAAUGUUAGCAGAAUCUCUCAUCACCGCUCUAUGAACAGGAACUUCAAGAAAGAACCAGGAGGGGUGAAUCGCAACAAAGGACAAAACAUUAGCGAACUGGACACUGGAGGUGCUGCUGGUAAUCAUGCAGAACAUGAUGAGACUGAAGGACAACCACUGCUAACCAGUAAACGUUUUGACAUGACAGGUGAAGCCGGACCAUUGGCGAACAAGGCUGGCUUUGACCGAGACGGAGUCAGCAGGUGCUCAGCUGUACCGAACACUGACGUGGAGUCACAAGAAAUACAAGAAGUAGGAACAGGAAGUAACCAAUAGCAACAACAACAAUGAUAUUAAUAAUAAUGAUGAUAAUAAUAAUAAUAAUAGUAAUAAUAAUAAUAAUAGUAAU